CUUCAUUAUAAUUGUAAAAAGUUUAGUUUUAACAUGUUGGUUGAUUUUAGAGCACAAGAAGCAAAUACUUUUCAGACCAACAUCCUGCUUCAAAUUCUCAAUUCAAGACGAUUGCUGGCUGACCAUGUGGAAGUUUUGGAAGAGUGUUUAGACAGUUAUAGCUCUUAUCGGAAUGCAAAACGUUCACCCCGGAUUGGAACGGCUUGGAUUUUGCUCAGCUCCGUGUCGGGAGCUGCCGUUCUGCUUCUCGGCAGAAAUCGUUUAAAAUGGACCUCACCUCUACUGGGUAUCGUUGCGGCUUGUGGGGGCAGUUAUUUCUAUAAAUGGUUCAAUCUGUACAAUUACAAUCGCCAACAUCGAAUUCUUGCUGAAUUAAUUCAAUCGUUUGAACUGUUUGAGGCAGCAGUAAGAAAAAAUAUUCUUUUUCUGCAUGAAAGUCAAUACAUUCGAACGGUUCGGGCUUCGUUGGAGAAGACGGGUACCGGAGAGGACGUUUACAUCGGUGAAUUGUUCCACUGUUUAGUGGAAACAAUUAGAAGCAUUCACAGUGCCCUAAAAACGCUGGAGUUACAGUUUCGUCUCGAUGACAAGUGGAGUCAUUUGUACACGCCUAUGGAAGAACUAAAUGACUGUGACCUUUUGCAGGCGAAUAACUCAACGAACGAAAUAAAUCUUAGAAUAAUUAAGGACAUUUACAACGUUUUCGCUUAUGUUCAAUCUCAGUAUCUAGUUCGAUUGGGCCUUAGCGUUGCGAGCGAAGCUUCUAACCCAGUCCUGUAUACCUUACCGCCACUUACAGUGCGUAUUCAAAAAGCAACUGGUGACUGUCUCAAAAAGGUCAGCAAAAUUGUCGAAUCUAGCCGGCAACGAGUUGCUCGGAUACGUUCUUGCACCUACCAAUUACCUCCUGAAGUGUUAAAUUUAAGGACAAAUUCGUUAGCGCUUUUGGCUAAGCUUGUCAGUGCAAUACAUCAGUUCAAUGCAUUGGAUGAGUCCCUUGAGGGUAUACUGCAACGUUGUGACCAACAACCACAAACUCUCUUGACAUCACUUGAAAGUCUGGAAGAUCCAUUGCAAGUCAUUGCGAACGAACUGCUCGGGUCCGGUGAGGAAUGUCAGCGUUUGCUUGUUAUAUUAAGGAAAGCACUAAACAAGGAGGACUCCUUACAGGGGGAAUCGAGUUUAGCGACCCAGCAGGAAGCAGUUUCAGAAAACAAAGACGGCGAAGACAAGAUCUAUUCCGAACAGGAUAAGCCGAUACUGAGAGACGAAUUUUUUGCCGUUGAUGGCACCGAGGUUACUGAAAGCAAACGUCAGUCGGUAGGUUUUCUGGAAGAUUUAGAGGGAAUCAAUGCAAAAAUCGUUAAAAGGCAUUUCAAACCGGUGCUGAAACAGCUGCGCGAGCGAAUCGAACCUAUCGGAGUGGAGUUUAGAGAGCGCGAAAGGAAAGUUUUGCUUGAUAAAGGUAUUGAUUUGAACCGGCUUGAUGACGAAAUGAAGGAACUUGUAAGAAACAACCCGUCUUACUGCAGCGAAUCGGAAGACGAUGAAGAGUGUACCACCGUGAAUGCAGCUAGAGUGUCGCGGAAAAACGAACAGCGAUAUGAUGAUAUGCGAGGAUUUCUAGCCGCCAAAGAGCAGAUGAGUAUAUUUGGAUUGAGACCGAUGAGUAGCCUCGUUAGUGAGGAUGUUCUGGAAUAAUCGCCCGGAACACACGGCGGUAAGUGGCAAUUCAUUAAUCGUUGCUAGUUGUUCUGUAUUAUUUAUCGUUUCAAUAA
Molecule: messenger RNA, 1778 nt
Organism: Sabethes cyaneus
Lineage: Eukaryota; Metazoa; Arthropoda; Insecta; Diptera; Culicidae
Exons: 3
Coding region: 34-1701 (555 amino acids)
Source: RefSeq, a predicted model, not a curated record